Lethenteron reissneri (Far Eastern brook lamprey) is the source of this 8128-nucleotide messenger RNA. RefSeq names its product transcriptional repressor GATA binding 1 (gene TRPS1). Gene Ontology annotation, cellular component: nucleus. Gene Ontology annotation, biological process: regulation of transcription by RNA polymerase II. NCBI's taxonomy places the organism in Eukaryota, Metazoa, Chordata, Hyperoartia, Petromyzontiformes, Petromyzontidae. The record is from RefSeq and is a predicted model, not a curated record. Gene Ontology annotation, molecular function: RNA polymerase II transcription regulatory region sequence-specific DNA binding; DNA-binding transcription factor activity; zinc ion binding.
CCCCCCCUCCGCCGCCGCCCCCACCGCCGCCCCCGCCAUGAGCUCGCGUCUCCGCAGCGGCUCCCUGAUCCCCGACCCCUCGCCUCUGAUCCCUCUCCCGGUCCGCGGGCUCCGAGCUGCCAUCCCCGGUCCUGACAGCAGCUCCCUCGCUCCUCUCGCAAGAGCCCCGCUCCCUGAUUCCCGCUCGACUCCCUCCUCCCGAAUCCCCGAAUCUCGUCCCUGAUUAUCAUCAUCCCGGUCUCGGCUCCUGACACCGACUCCUGCGCUCGUCCCUACGGCACUGCCCUGAGUUGCCCCACGUGGGCCCCGGGGGGCCAUGGUGCGCAAGAAGACGCUGCCCCUGCGCACCGUGGUGGCCCCCGCGGGCCCCGAGGACCCGGAGGCCGCAGCCGAGCCGGGCCACGCGGGCGGGGAGGCCUCGGACCCCCUCGCCGACCGCGCCGACGCGGCCCCGCGGGGUGGCGUCGGGGGUCCCUGGAGCCCCGAACUCGACCGGCCCGGCUCCCCGGAGGGGCCCGGGUCCCGGGACGAGGCCGGGCCCGACCCCGCGGGGGCCCCGCCCGGGCAGGACGCCGGGGGUGGCCCCUCGCCGGGAGGUCCCGACGCGAAGGCCCGGGGAGGGUCGCCGGCGGCGGGCGCGCCGGCCAUCGCGGCCUCCACGCCGCGGCUGCAGGACUUCACGUGCGGCGCCUGCGGCUACAGCUACCUGGGCGGUGACCCCGCCGACCUCGUGAAGCACGUGCGUCGCUUCCACCUCGGCCUGCACGCCCGUGGCCGGGACCCCGACCCCGACGGGAGCCGGGUCCUGGCGGCGGGGCCCCGCGCCCCGCGCCGCGUCCCAGAGGUGGGCCCUGCCGGGCCCCGCGCCGUUGAGCGGCAUCUGCUGUUGCUAAGGGAUGGGGCCCAGCCCAGCCCGGGGGCCCAUGAUGUGCAGGUGAUGUGCCGAGGAACUCACGUGGGCAUCGGCCGCAAGACCCCGGACUGUCAGGGCGACACCAAGUACUACCGCUGCAAGUUCUGCAACUUCACCUACCUGGGCAGCUCCCCGGCUGAGCUGGAGACCCACGCCGUCUCGCUUCACCCCAGCAAGGUGAAGGCCGGCACGGGGCCCGGCGUCGGUGGCAAGGACGCCUCCUCUUCCUCUUCGGAUGUGCGGCCGCGCGGCCCCCCCGUCGCCGACGCCGAGGGCCAGGGGGCGGUGACGCGAGGCCCCUGCCCGGGCCACGGCGGCACGCCGGGUGCCGUUUACGUGUGGUGCGGCCUCUGUGGCCUGUGCGGCGAGGCCGAAGCCGGGCGGGGAGCGCCGCGGGCCCCCGAGGGGCCCCGAGGGGCCGAGGCGGCCGAGCUGAUGGCCUGGAGUGCGGCGGGUGGAGAGGGCCAGGCUUCGGUGAUCCGCUGCCCCGGUGGCCUCGAGUCUCCCGGGGGGCAGCAGCAGCCCAGGGGUGGCAGGGACGCGCACGGAGGAGACGGAGGAGGGGGCCGCCUGCUCGAUUGCCGGGAGUGCGCCUUCAGGACAGCCGACAGGACUGCCCUCACCACUCACUACAGGAGGACCCACUCCUGGCUGCAGUGCGGCCACUGUGACUUCGUGACGGAUGACUCGGCGGAGCUGGAGGAACACGCAUCCCAGGGCCACCAGGACGGGCCUCCCCGCUCGGGCCCCAACGCUGGCCUGGACCCCCCGCUCGCAUCGCAGCCAGCCCUGAGGGCCCUGCAGAGGCCCCACGAGGCCUUGGGACCCCUAACUCUGACCCCUGAACAGCCGCCCCGGCAGCGACCAGGACCCAACUCCCCGCCUAUUUCCUCUGCCAACCGGCCCAUCGCUGGCACUCAGCAGCACCUGAAGCAGCAGCAGCAGCAGCAGCCACAGCACAAGAUGAAGGAGGAGCUGCCCUCCCUCAUGAGGAGGCGGCGCGGGGCGGGCGUGUCGUGCGCCAACUGCCUCACGACGCGGACGUCGCUGUGGAGGAAGAACGCGAGCGGCGGCUACGUGUGCAACGCCUGCGGCCUCUACCAGAAAUUGCACGCGGUGAGCGGCGCCGCGCCAGUUAAGACGCCGCGGCCCCUCAACAUCAUCAAGCACAGCAACGGUGAGCAGAUCAUCCGACGGCGGACACGCAAGCGUGUCCACCCCGAGCCAACGGACGUCGUCGCCGCCGCCGCCAGGCAACUCAAGUGGACGUCCACUGACGACGGAGGCCCAGGCGGCAGCGGUGUUGGCGGCGGCAGCGGCGUUGGCAGCGGCGUUGGCGGCGGCGCUGGCGGUGCUGGCGGUGCCGGCGGCGCCGGUGGGGCUGGCGCGGCUGCGGCCACCAAGGGCCCGCCCGGCAAACACGGUGAUCGCCCGCCCCGCGUGGCCACGCCGCCCUGCCACCCUGGCCCGCCCAGGCCGCUCUUCUCCGUGGCCGAAGGUCGCAGCGGCCCGUGCUCGGAGCGGCGGCAGCAGCAGCAGCAGGCGGCAGCGGCAGGGCCAGGCGGCCUCCGGGCCGGGGACCAGCUGUGUCGCACCAGCCCCCCGGAGGACGGCGGGGGUUCGUCCGAGCGGGGCAGCCCCAUCGAGAAGUACCUGAGGCCACCGGCACGGGCGGGCGCCACUCCGCCCGGCAGCCCCAUAGAGAAGUACCAGUUCCCGGGGCUCGGACUGCCGGUCCCACCAGGCCACGCCGCACCACCACCCUACGCCUACCCGGACAGCGAGUGGCUGCGCUUCUGGUCCAAGUACCGCUCGGCGCUGAGCGGGGGCCCCGCCGCUCAGCUGCUGGUGCUGCAGCCCACGGGGUCCCUGCCCUGGGACCCAGCGUACCCCCCCUAUGCGCUGGGACCGCAGGCGCUCGCCUGCGCCGACGCCAGUACCAGUGGCGGCAUCAGCAAUGCUCCGCUAGACUUGGCGGUGAAACGAGCGCCGGCGGAGGAGGCGGAGGGGCGUGGUGGGGCGCCGGGACGACGGUGGCGCGGCGGCGGCGACGACGGCGGCGACGGUGGCGCAACGACGGUGGAGAGGGGCACGCAGGACGAGGCUCCCCGCUGCCCGCACUGCGGCGUCCUCUUUCUGGAUGCCGUGCUGCAUGCGCUGCACAUGAGCUGCCACGGCGACGGAGGCCCCUUCCACUGCGCUAUCUGCGCCUACGCCUGCGCCGACAAGUACGACUUUGCAACCCACAUCCAGCGCGGCCUGCACCGCCCUCCGCCCGCCACUCCGGCCAGCCCGCCUGCCAGCCCGCCCGCUAGCCUGCCUGCCGGCCUGCACGCCAGCCCGCAGGUUAGCCCGUGUGUUAGCCCAAAUGCCAACCGGCACGCCAGCCCGCGCACCGGCCCGCACGCCAGCCCGCACGCCAGCCCGCACGAUAGCCCAAAUGUCAACCGGCAGGGCAGCCAGCUCUCCAGUCCCUAUUCUAGCCCACAAAGCACCCUCUACAUCAGUCCGCAUGCCAGCCCACCAGCCUGCCUACGAACCAGCCCCCCGGGCUUUCCAGCCGCUAGCCAGCGCAGCAGUCCAUCCACCUGCCCAUCGGCCGGCUCGCCAGACGGCCCACUCAUUGGGUCGCCCGUCGAAGAGAGGCCUUCCUCGGGGACCGACCCGGGUGGCCGCGAGGAGCUCUAGGUGCGAGGAGCGGGGACUUGAGCAGAGGGGCGGUGACCCCGUCGCGGAACCCGGCGUGCGAGGACAGGGCUGCGCUCGGAGCCGGGAGCACGCUCGCCGGCGGCGUUAAAUUGGCUUCGCUAAUUAGAAUGCGGUAACCGGACUUAAGAAUCUGCAUGCCCACCGCCGUGUCAGCCAGCAGGGUCGGCAGGAUGGCGCGAGGUCCGAUAUGUUUUGUGACCCAGGCACCGCCUGCACUUGGCUGUGUGAAACUCCUCCGCGUCGGUCACGCGGAGCGGGAGGCGUCGAAAGGAAAACCGCCCCGAGGGGUGUGCGGUGAGUGACGCAGCCUCCUCUCCCCUUGGUCCGUGAGCCAAAUCAGAAACCGGUAACACCCUAGGUAUCAAAACGUACCGCAAACACUAGUUAAUUACUUGAUAACCCCACUAAUAUCAAACGGUUAUCGAGUAAUUCACGUACAUAUAUUGGAACUACUAAAGUUACUAAAGUUAUUCCACCUCUGGUGGUGUACCAACGAGUGAGAUAUCUGCCUUGGCUCACAGACUCCCUCCCCCCGUGGCUGCCCCCGUCACCACAAGCCCCCCGUGACACCUGCAGAGCGCGACGAAGUGGCAGCAGCAGGAGCCGUUCACACGAAAUGGUGGAGGCGUCUCGCUGUGAGGGAUGCCGAUGGAUCCUGCCUCCCUCCUCUCCUUCAUCUCUGUGCCUCCCUCUCUGCCCCCCUCCUCCCUCUCAGGCUGCACAGCCACCACCUUUGCCUGCACUGUUUGUGUCCGAGUAUGUUUAACACGAAAGUGCUCUCUCUUUCUCUCUCUCUUUCUCUCUAUAUAUAUUUGUAUAUUUUUUAUUUACGCAAAUUGUACGCGUUCCACUGUUUACGGCCGCAUUCGCCACAGACGAGGCGUGCGGCGCGCCUCCAAGAGGUGCGCCAGGGAGCCGUGGGGGCCCUGCCUUAACCUCCGAGCCCCAGCACCCGGGGCCCAACUUUGCACUGAAGCCCCCCCCCCCCCUCUCCCCGAGUCUCCAGAGCGGACGCCUCGCGACGGUGAUCUCGGCCGAGAGAGACUCGUGGCUACGCUCACAGACACCCGCCGGCCUUACGGAGCACGGCCGGCGAGCGCCAACUAAGGCGCGAUGUGGUGGGGUCGGCACGAUGCACGCUCGGCCACCAAGGCCUCCCCAGUGCCGACGUUUACACAACUCGUGCCGGACCACAGAGAGGUCGGGCAAGGUUUGUGGUGCACGAUGGGCAAAAAUGUAGCGCAUUGUGUGUCAGCCACGACACACAGACACGCACGAUGACACAUGGAGACACGCAGUCGCAUGCCACUAAUUAACGCUCAAUGUUUGAGUCCGCACGAGGGGCAGCCGUAGGGUGAGAGUCCAAUGGACUCCAUCGGUUCUCAAGUCACUCUCGCCAGCUGGGUCGCUCUCAUUGGCUCCACGCUCACGUCCGUUAUACAGAACCACCGGAGGAAUUUCCGCGUUGCUGUGGAGAAGCCCGGUCUAUAGGAUUCCAUGAUGUGUACAACGUUGUGCUCAUUUGAGUGGCCCCAAAACAAUGAUGAUAGGCUGAGCCAAGCUGCAUUAAAUAUUGUGUGAAGCGUGAUGAUUCGAGCCACUCUACCACCCACCACUGGCCACAUGUCCCUCACUCACUACACACAUCACUCACUACACACAUCCCUCACUGCACAUGUAACUCACUACACGUGUAACUCACUACACGUGUUCGCUACACGCAUCGCCCUGUGCCACUCGCACCUUCAAUACAGGCCAUGAAACCGGUCACACUGACUGUGCCGUGAACGACACCGACACGCACCUGCCAAUCGAUGUGAGGGCCUUCCACUAAGAAACACGAGCAUUCACACAGCGUUUAGUGACACGCACUCGUCCCAGCAGCCACGAAAUUCCUCAUGCAUUGAAGCCGCGUGGUUGGUGCCCAAGUCAAGACUGCAUCGCUCCCUUCCCGCCCCUUCACUGUCAAAGAUACGACAGAGGCAUGCAAGCAAUCCGCUGCAUGGCAGCUUAGACAUUCGCAGGCGGACGAGUUUGAACAUAGCGAUGGACGACGUUGCCUUUCUUGGGAGUGAGCAGUUGUCGAACCGCUGUCCACGCUCCUCCGCCUGUCUCGGAGGUCCCCACAGAUGGCAGUGCGAAGGGGCUGCCUCCAUGCUGUGUGCCGGACGGCCGAGAUCUUCCCGUGCUGAACGCCGCUGCCCUCCUCGACAGUCUCGUGGGGUUUCUGACAAAUGUCAGCCUGUGGUGCUCGGACAGAUCACGAUGCUGACUGCACCUUGUUGACUUUCCUGGAAACCAAAUUCUGUCGCGCCUUGCAUGUCCAUAUUUUUUUAUUUUCUAAAGUUUCCAGCAGGGGACUUGGUUUGAAGCCCUGCAGGAGAACCCGGGAGUUUCCAUUCGGUGUUCAAGCACUCGCCUCCUGGAUCAGGAUUGAUCCGGGUUUCAUUGGCGGUGGUGAUGCGGGACGAGGCUACAUUCACUGCCUCCACACAGGAGUCUGGAGGGCGAGGCAGGAGUUAACAGCCUACCCAACGUGGCCAUCAUCGUGCGUACAUUGUUACCCGCCUGUUGUCUAUACUCAGGGCUCAACACGAGUCGUGUGGCCCGGAGUUUGUCUCAACCAGGACUCGCACAUCUGUCAUCUUGGCACAUGUUCCGAUUGCAUCUGAUCCACCCAUUCACAAACUGCACAACUCGCAGUCGUCACUGUAUUGUGGCUUUAUUCUUUGUUCCGUUCCACUUGUCCACACGCUCACGACGAAACAUAAACAACAGCAACAACUUGCUGCUAGUACUGUAUGUGCAAUCUUGCAAAGGUGCCGUGCCAACAGAUUGAAACGCGUGAUGUGUCUGCCAUCUAGUGGUAACAUCGGUACACGCCGAGUCGUCGCGUAUCCCGGCCCCGUGGCGCAGCGGUCGAGCGAGCGUCUCGCACCCACGAGGUCCGUGAAAUGAGCACCACACAGUGAGAAAGUCAACAGUGGUUGUCCGCUGGAUAGCCUCGCCCCCGCCAUAGACACGAACCUUGAGUCCCACGUCAAAGCUCAACGCGAGCAGGAAACUGCCUCUCUGCCCAGUGAAUCAUUCGCCCCGCAGUUGGUGCCAAGUUCGCGUUGACGUCAGUCGCACGACUGUGACGCUGCCGUGAUACCCGAGUCACGAAUUCGCUUGGCGUUGACACGACGCCGAGUGCAGUCCCUACGCGCUAGGAGGAGAGGUCGCGUGAGUGUGGUGAGAAUCCGGUGAGAUGCUGGCGAGUGGUACGAAUACGGAGAAUCGGGUGAGAGUGGUGAAUAUCUGGUGAGGUUGGCAGGAUGCUGCUGGGGACCUCCAUCCUGUCAAGACGUGAGUGUCCCUCUCAUCCCGCACGCUGCAAUAUCAUCGCGAUCGCUGCAAUGACCGCGUCACGACGAUGGGUAACACGAGAAUGUGGGGCUCAAUCAUUCAGAGUUUUGCACAACUAUACCGUGGUUUCCCUGCCUCGUGUGAGCUGCCAUUUUCAGCUGCCCUUAUCUCGUACGAAAUGUCCUUCCAUAACAUCAGUGUCCGUUCCCUGUAAGGGAUUGCCCUUAUGUGCUAUCAGCUGCCUUUCCCUGGUACGAGCUGCCCUUCCCCGGAAUGCACUGCCCUUCCCUACAUACAAGCUGCCCUUGCCUUUGAGCUGCCCUUGCCUUUGAGCUGCCCUUCCCCUUCUCUCCCUGCCGCGGGUUUUCCCGGAUUGCUCCGGGCGUCUCUUAUCGUUAUCUUCGUUUUAAUUGCGUCCCCGUGUCCCCGCUGUCCGUCCUUGUGCCAUGAGCGGACUCUGUGGCCUGGCUAUGGAGGAAAAUAAACUCGGAUGAACUUUCACCCGCGUGGUCGCAUCUGUUCCGAUGCCUGCACGUGCACAGGUGCGGUCGCGCGUCACAAGUGGAGGAAUCCGCGUCGCCUACGGAAACCACUUUGUAAGAGAGGAUAGAUGAGUUUGAGUGUAAAUAGAACAAAGGGCAUUUGAGGAAUACAGGUGUCUUGAGACGGGUGCCAGAAUCCAUGCAGAAGCCCGCAAGAAGACACGGCCGGUGAGUUGGAGAUGCGACAAACGGCCACGCUGGGUGGGACCCGUGCAGGAUGGGUGAGGGCCCGUUGCCGAGACGGGCAUUGAAGCGGUCUCCACGUGCCCAAGGACCAAGGGCCAGGACCUCAGCGGGUGGUGGGAGACCGUGAGGGCAGAUCUCGGAAGUCGCCGCGUGUUCUACCCUGUAGCAGCAGCAGCAGCUGCUGCUGCUGUAAGGCUCGUACACGCUGGCAAGGAGGUUCGAUUGUAUCAACGACUUUAGCCGCACACGAUGACUUCUCGAUCUGGGUCUCUGAUAUCAUUAUGUCAUACAAUUUUUGUUCCUGGGUAGCAAGUGUUAUUUCGUAAUUGCUUAUGCCUAAAAAGUAUAGAAAAUGGCCUAUUAUUCCCCACAAACUUUGCUUUUGUUACCAGGACAGUGAUAUUUAGAAAUUGACCCUUUUUCAAUGAGA